Anolis sagrei ordinatus is the source of this 2318-nucleotide messenger RNA. RefSeq names its product AKT serine/threonine kinase 1 (gene AKT1). Gene Ontology annotation, molecular function: ATP binding; protein serine/threonine kinase activity. Lineage: Eukaryota; Metazoa; Chordata; Lepidosauria; Squamata; Anolidae. The record is from RefSeq and is a predicted model, not a curated record. Gene Ontology annotation, biological process: protein phosphorylation. Gene Ontology annotation, cellular component: nucleus; cytoplasm.
GGUGGAAGAGGGAGACACGCAGACACACUCACCCAGGGCGCGAGUGAGUCAAAGGAGGGAAGCGGGAGGAACUGGGAUCCGCCGCAGGAGCCAAGGCGGCAGAGGCAACGAGAAGGAGGAGAAGAGCGGCAGCAGCAGCAGCAGAGACCCGCAGCGCGCGCCUCUUUCCAUUGCUGCCUCCCUCUCUUGCCUGCUCUGCUCUGCUCUGCUCUCCAUGGGCUGAUCCCUCGCGCCGGAGCCGCAACUGCAGCAGCAGCAGAAGGAAAGGACGAAGAGGAGGAGGAGGAGGAGGAGGCUGCAGCCCUUCCUUCCUUCCUUCCUUCCCUCCCUCCUUCCUUCCUUCCUUCGUUCCUAGGCCUCGGCUCCUCUUCUCCUCCUUCCUCGGCGGCAUGAGGAGCUGAAAAAGGGGAAGGAGGAGGAAGGGGAGAAGAACUACUUUCUGUGGGGAUCAAGGAGUGAUCUGUAGUCAUUGAACGCUUUCUGAAGAGACAUUUUCGCCAUUAUGAAUGAAGUAGCAAUAGUGAAGGAAGGCUGGCUCCACAAACGAGGAGAAUACAUUAAAACAUGGAGGCCAAGGUAUUUCCUACUGAAGAACGAUGGAACGUUCAUUGGUUACAAGGAACGACCACAAGAUGUGGACCAACGGGAGUCCCCCUUGAACAACUUCUCAGUGGCUCAGUGCCAGCUGAUGAAGACAGAGAGACCUAAACCAAACACAUUCAUCAUCAGAUGCCUCCAGUGGACCACAGUAAUUGAAAGGACGUUUCAUGUGGAGACUCCGGAGGAGCGGGAAGAAUGGACAAAAGCCAUCCAAACAGUAGCAGACAGCCUUAAAAAGCAAGAGGAGGAAAUCAUGGACUUUAGAUCGGGUUCCCCCAGCGAUAACUCGGGUGCCGAGGAAAUGGAAAUUUCUAUGACGAAACCAAAACACAAAGUAACUAUGAAUGAAUUUGAAUACCUUAAGCUACUGGGGAAAGGUACUUUUGGAAAAGUCAUCCUGGUGAAAGAAAAAGCCACAGGACGAUAUUACGCAAUGAAAAUUCUGAAGAAGGAAGUAAUUGUUGCAAAGGAUGAAGUGGCGCAUACCCUGACGGAAAACCGGGUUUUGCAGAACUCUAGGCAUCCUUUCUUAACGGCUUUGAAGUAUUCCUUCCAGACACAUGACCGGCUGUGCUUUGUUAUGGAGUAUGCUAACGGAGGCGAGCUGUUUUUCCAUCUGCAACGUGAACGUGUCUUUUCUGAAGAUCGUGCCCGGUUCUACGGAGCUGAGAUUGUGUCCGCGUUGGACUACCUACAUUCAGAAAAGAAUGUGGUUUAUAGAGACUUAAAGCUGGAAAACCUAAUGCUGGACAAAGAUGGGCACAUAAAGAUAACAGACUUCGGGCUGUGCAAAGAAGGGAUCAAAGAUGGAGCAACAAUGAAGACUUUCUGCGGCACACCGGAAUACCUCGCCCCAGAGGUGCUGGAGGACAAUGAUUAUGGCCGUGCCGUGGACUGGUGGGGCUUAGGCGUCGUCAUGUAUGAAAUGAUGUGCGGGCGGCUCCCUUUCUACAAUUCGGACCACGAGAAGCUGUUUGAACUCAUCCUCAUGGAAGAGAUUAGGUUUCCGCGCACAUUGUCGCCUGAAGCGAAAUCCCUUCUGUCGGGCUUGCUGAAAAAGGAUCCCAAGCAGAGGUUAGGGGGCGGAUCGGAUGAUGCCAAGGAGAUCAUGCAGCACAAAUUUUUUUCCGGCAUUGUAUGGCAAGAUGUAUAUGAAAAAAAGCUGGUACCUCCCUUUAAACCACAGGUGACAUCUGAAACAGAUACACGCUACUUUGAUGAAGAAUUCACGGCCCAGAUGAUCACAAUUACCCCACCUGACCAAGAUGAUAGUAUGGAUUGUAUUGACAACGAACGACGACCGCACUUCCCUCAGUUCUCUUAUUCCGCCAGUGGAACGGCUUAAUGUUUCGCUUGUUUCAUUCACAGCAACCAAUCAAGACUGCAUAUUUGGGGACCUUUAAUUUCAACGGACACUAGAGAACUCUCUAUGAAACAUGAAUUACAAACUAUGUUUGUACUACGGUUUAGCUGAAUUUGUAGGAAGCCUCACAGGCUGUGUAUUUAAAAACAAUCCUGAUGCAUUUUUUUGAGUCAGAAUCUCUGAUAAAAAAAAGACAUAAUUUGGAGAAGGAAGACAAGAAGUCAUUCUUUAAAAGCAUUAAAAAUAAAAAAAAGCUUUUUUUCUUCUGGGAAAAAUGGCAUUUUAGGUUUUUAAGAAUAUGCACCAAAACUGUUUUCUUGCUAGAUGUUUUAACAUAGCAGCAACAUUCACAUUU